AUUGAUCUUGUUACAUACUAAGCUGAACUUGAACUUGUUAUUGGUCACUUAAUGCUAGUAUGUGGUUGAGUAGAGCUGUAGGUCGAGUUAAAAAUGACCACACUGUCCGAGUUUUGCCAAUUGAAGCAGAGCAAACUAUUUCAUGCUUUUGUCGUAAAGCCAGACGCAAAGAGAAAGAAGGAAAUGAAUCAUCCAGCACUGAAACUAAAUUAUAUCUAGAAGCAGCCGUUCUUGAGCGUAAACUACCUGACAUGGACUUGAGAUUGUUAGUAGAUUUACCUCCGGGAUUAGAUUACAAUGAAUGGCUUGCUUCCCAUACUAUGGCUCUAUUCGAUAAUGUUAAUUUAGUGUAUGGAACUGUUAGUGAAUUUUGUACUCAAUCUGGAUGUCCUGAUAUGACAGGUCCUGGACAAAGAACUUACCUAUGGUUUGAUGAGAAGGGUAAGAAAACUAAAGUUGCAGCUCCUCAGUAUAUUGAUUAUGUGAUGACAUUUAUCCAGAAGACUAUAAGUGAUGAAAGUAUUUUUCCUACAAAAUAUGCGAAUGAAUUUCCCUCAUCAUUUGAGUCAAUAGUAAGAAAGAUAGUACGCUUAUUGUUUCACGUAGUUGCCCAUCUCUAUGCGGUUCACUUCAAAGAAGUUGUAAUGUUAGGAUUGCAUGCCCAUCUCAACCUCACUUUUGCCCAUUUGAUGGCGCUCCAUCACAGAUUUUCUCUUAUCGAGGCAAAAGAGACUGAGGUACUGAAAGAUCUUGAGGUUGCUCUCAAACUUACCGAUGAGCUUAACAUAGAAGCUGCAAAUAACAAUGAGAAGGGAAAUGACAAAGAUGCCCCAGGUGAUAGCAGUAGCACGGACUCCAAAACACAUUCAAAUGAUGAUAAUGUGUGUAAGUUGAUUAGAGGUGUAAAAAAUUGAAUCUUAAGAGGUAGUGACAAUAAAUAGUAACUCUAACAGGAGGACCUUUUGCAAAUGUGAUGGAGAUGGUUCAAUAGAAUGAUUUCUGUGGACCUUUUAGUAGCACAUGUGAUUUUGAAAUAUAGACUUCUAUCUCUUUAUUUAGCGCUACUGUUUUAUUUAUUGUUUUAUUUACAUUUUAAUUUUUAUAUUGCAGAUUUGUUGCUGAGAAACAAUAAAUUCCUGAUGUAUUUGUAAUUAUUUAGCUAGAUUGGCUUAUGCUACAGAUAUGGCAAAUCUUCAAUAUUUCAUGAUGUAUAGCCCACACAAGUGAUUUCAAUUAUUUAAACUAAUCAUAUUCUUAAAAAAAGUGGUAAAUAUUAAUUUGGUUGCAAUUAAGAAGGGGCAGUACUGCAAUUGAUUAGGUUUGUCCUAGCAUUUCAUUGGUGGACAAAAAUUUCAAUUUUCAAGAGGGAAAAAAUGUAAAUGUAUUUCAUGUUUAUUAGGAAUGGUGCUUCUUUGAAAAUGAGUUUAUAUUUUAAUGCAAGAGUGUGAUAUUUCAUAGUUGCACUUCAUUCCUAGUACUCUUAAAAAUUCUUCUUCAGAUUCCUUAAAUAAAGGAGAUGCAGAGCACGCAUUAUUUAGCAUUAAACAAGAAUUAUUCUUGAUACUAUUCAAUUUAAUGUUACUAGGGUGGGCUAAUUUAAUUCAGGUUUUUUUUUAAAUAUGCUGUGAACAAAUAUAAGUAAGGAGUACUUAAAAUAGGAACAGCAGAGUGAUGAAACAUAGUGAAAGAUAUAUGAACCUAAAUUUAAAUGGAGUAUUCAUUAGGUAUUUCGCAUUCUGCGAAACACAAAUGCUAGUUAGCAGCAGGUAGAACUUGCACUUCCAAAAUUUAAUUUGGUCGUUAGAUUAAGUGAAAUGAAAAUUUGUAAUAAUUUGUGAUCUUUUUGUUGUUUAAUGUUUCAAUUAUCACGAAAUUUAAUUUUUUCUGAUUAUAAUAACCGGCAGUUUGGCUUUUAUAAUGCUUCUAUUUCAGAUUUCCAGAGAAUUAGAUGAGCAUAGAGUAAAGAGCUGUGUAGAUUUGUUUAAAAAGUUCAAUUUCUUAUGAAAUGAUGUUAUCGUGAUAAAUGAUUUUUGGUUUUUUCAUUAUUUUAUGCAGAAUAAAUGUUUCAUGUGAAGGUCAAAAAUCUACGUUGUCACUUAUAUAAAUUCAUCAGAAGUGUUCACAUUUUUUUAAUGUUGAUAAGGCUGAGUUUGGUACUGUGGAUUCUACUUUACUAUUUCCAAAUAUUGGAUUGAAAACUAUGUUGUUCGCGCCGAGCAAUUUUUUUUCAUUGUCAGUGCAUAUUCAAAUUUGACAUUUUAUUUUGCUGAAAUUUUAACUCACAAAUUGGUAAAAAAAUUGUUUUCGUAUAUUGUGUAUUGCAAAUUUUGCUUAGGGAAGUUUUGAAAUUGAAAUUUUCGAAAUAUUUUUAUAUGAAUUUGGAAUGAUAAAUAAUCCAUCCUGAAAUCUAUUUUUCAGUUUAUUAUUAAUCCAUAAUUGUACUUGGAAACAAUACCAAUCUGUGGAUUCUUGGAUAUUGUCGAACAAUUCGUCCUUAUUCAAUUAUUUUGUCUUGUCAUUGUAUAUAGAAUAGGAUUAAUGUAACAAUAUAUUUUUGGCACUUUCAAAACAUUUAGGCUCCCUUCAAUUAUUUGAUAGUAAUUCAGGAACACAAAGGCAUCUUGAGUAAAGAAUAAAAUUAUAUAAAUACAUAUUUAAAGAAGUGGUAUUUGGAUAUAUCUUUGUAUGAAAUGUUCUGUGAAUCGUUGCUUCUUUUCUUCAGAAUUGGAACAAUGAAUUUCAUUCUCAUUCCAGCUAGUAAGUUGCCAUAAUAAUUUAACAGAAUUAAUUGAAUGCAAAGGUAUCUUGUAUAGCAUGGUUAUGCUUCUAUAUUAAAUAUAUAUAUCAAGUUUUUUCCAAAUAUGACUCUUGAUAUGCACACCAGUUAUGCAAAAAACACAUUUGUAUGUUGCUUUAUGGAGGAAUAUUAUUUUUGAAGUGAAUGUACAGUGUUAUUGUUCUCACUACUGAUUGUAAAUAUGUAUUUGAAGAAAGAAGUUUUAGUUUGUUAUUUACUGAAUUCUGUAAACGGCUAUUAGAAAAUAGCACUUGUUGAAGAGGAUAAAUAAUCGAUUCUAACGUU
Harmonia axyridis is the source of this 3082-nucleotide messenger RNA. It is a transcript of the gene Mob2, whose product is annotated as MOB kinase activator-like 2. The record is from RefSeq and is a predicted model, not a curated record. NCBI's taxonomy places the organism in Eukaryota, Metazoa, Arthropoda, Insecta, Coleoptera, Coccinellidae. Bases 60 to 914 code for a protein of 284 amino acids. Gene Ontology annotation, molecular function: protein kinase activator activity. Gene Ontology annotation, cellular component: cytoplasm; nucleus. The transcript is spliced from 6 exons. Gene Ontology annotation, biological process: signal transduction; positive regulation of protein phosphorylation.